Daphnia carinata is the source of this 2151-nucleotide messenger RNA. RefSeq lists its product as uncharacterized. The coding region runs from base 448 to 2151 and encodes 567 amino acids. The record is from RefSeq and is a predicted model, not a curated record. NCBI's taxonomy places the organism in Eukaryota, Metazoa, Arthropoda, Branchiopoda, Diplostraca, Daphniidae. The transcript has 4 exons.
CUGCUCACAUUCAUUCUUUUUUUUUUUUUUUUUUUUUUAAAUAUUCAAUUGUUUUAUAUAUGUGUAUGUGUGUUUGUGUGUGUAUUCGUGUGUGAGUGCAGUGGAAAGAAAACACAAAAGGAUGACCGUUGGAUUAUAAAAAAAAAAAGGAAUAAUCAGAAUCUCAAAGUGGGACAACAAAGUUGACACAAUCGACCGCUAGAGUGCACUCAUUUACAAAUUAAAAAAACAAAACAAAAAAACAAUUACAGACGUCAACUCUUUGCGGGGGGUGUGGGAUUGUUCAGUUUAGUGUUUUCGAUUGACAACAACAACAGUGUCGUGCACAUAUCUGUCGGUGCUCCCGAUGGUUGGUGCGCCGGCCGCCCGUGAGGCUCGCGCGCCCGCAGCCGCCACCAUCCCAACCCGCAGCAGCGCCAGCGUUGCCGCCGCUCGCGCGCCGGACCAAUGAAAGAGUCGGGCCCGCUGGCUGCUGCAGGACUGGAGGAGGCGCGGCCCGAUUCUCUGGGUUGCGGUGCAGUUGCGCCCAGCGCCGCCGCAUCUAUCACCAAUAAUCAUCAUCAUAAUAAUAAUAACACAAACAGCAAUAACAACAGCGUUGCAUCAUCGAGCCAGGUGUGCCCAGGUCUGGUGACAACUGUCAACGCCCAGGCCCCAACCGCCGCAUCGGGUCGUUCGGGCGAUCCAACCAAUUUCGAAUACGAAGAUUCUGAAUGGGAUGUGGGCAUUGGCAAUUUGAUCAUUGAUUUAGACGCCGACAUUGAAAAGAACAACACGGGCGCCACGACGACGACAACGAGUAGUUCCACAACUGUGAAAGAAAGGAAUCAACAGCAAGGUUGCGGCGCCGGAAUGCCAAGUGGAACAAGUCCGAACAGUGGAGCGUCAGCUACGACGUCCAGCAGUUCAUCAUCGGCCAGUGCUACGACAACAAACAAUCAGGCCGUCAUCGCAACGACGGCCGGCUCGGCGGCCGCACUCAAAACGAGUGCCGUCGUUCAGGCUGGUGGUGGCACUAGUAACGGCGCCACGGGAAAGAUGGCAGCAGCUGUUCAUUCGGCUACAGUUGAACCAGGCUUGAAAAUGAAGAUUAAACGGACGAAACCAGGGCCGGGCACGCGAUCCUCUGAAACGAAACACGAAAUUGUGAAAAGUUCCGAAGUGGCUAAUAGUUCCACCAGCGGUGCGUCAGUGCAACAACCUGCAACUGGGCCGACAGUGUCGUCUGCUGCCAUCUCUUCGCCGACCACCGUCACAGCUGCUGCGGGCCCGACGUCUGCCGUUACGGCCGGCGUACGUCCUCCGCUGGCCGGCCCCAACAAUAACAACAACCACACCAGCAGCAACAACAAUAAUAAUAAUAAUAACAAUAAUAACAAACGUGGACCGUCGUCGGCCAAUCACAAGAGAGACAAGUCCAGGGAGAAAGUGGCCGCCCCUGCAGCUGUGAAAAUGCCACCUGGAAGUAGUGCGUCGGUUGGCAGCAGCACGUCUUCGACCACUUCGGCCGUCACUGUGACGGCCACGGUGGCCGGGAUGAUGACGACAUCGUCGGGAGUCACAGUGACGCCGGUGACCGUUUCAGGAGGUGGAUCGCCGGCCUCUUUACGAGCAGCCAUGGCCGUUCCAUCGUCGGCCACGAGCAGUUUAACAGUCACGCCCGUCGUUGUCGUGGGAGCUGGUGGCGUGUUGCCCAGCAGUAGAACGCCGCCACUUUCUGCUGUUGUUCUGCCGCCAUUAGCCAUGACCAAUGGCACUACAGGGCCGCCCACCAAUGGAUCCAGUCCAACGUACGGCAACAGUAUAGGAUCGCCUGUAACAGUCACGCCAGUUGGGGCUUCUGCUGUUUUACUCAAUAACCUGGCCGGACCAGGACGUCCAGAUGCCCUCAUUGUCAGUGGAGCAAGCAAGACGUCGUCCACGCUAAUGACGUCCACAUGUACAGAACCGCCAAGUCCACCCGCCAAAAAAUGGCGCGCCUCAAGCCAUCUAGUGUCGGAUAAAGUUACGGAUCCAAGUCCUCCGCCACCGUCGGCGGGCAGCAGCGUGACGUCAACAAAUCGGAGCGUGACUCUACUGGCCGUGACGCCUCCCAGUGCCGGAUUGCUGGUCAAUGGUGUCCACAACCCGCUGUCUCGGAUGCUUGUGUAG